Molecule: messenger RNA, 2194 nt
Organism: Lolium rigidum
Lineage: Eukaryota; Viridiplantae; Streptophyta; Magnoliopsida; Poales; Poaceae
Exons: 2
Coding region: 1-1872 (623 amino acids)
Biological process (GO): chromosome condensation; regulation of DNA-templated transcription; nucleosome assembly
Cellular component (GO): nucleolus; nucleosome; nucleus
Molecular function (GO): double-stranded DNA binding; nucleosomal DNA binding
Source: RefSeq, a predicted model, not a curated record
AUGGUGGCCGCCUUAUCUCCGUCGCCAGCGCCGGCUCCCCACGCCGCCGCCGCCGCCGCCGCCGCCGCCGCCGGCCGCCCCCACCCCACCUACACCAAGAUGAUUACGCACGCGGUGACGGAGCUGGGCCGCGGCACCGCGGCCACCCGCGCCUCCAUCGCGGAAUACAUCCUCGACUGCUACUCCGGGCUCCCCGUCAGCCACGACGCGCUGCUCUCGGCGCACCUCCGCCGCCUCGUCUCAGAGGGCGUCCUCCGCACCAACGGGGAAGACGCUACCUCCUACGCCUUCAACCCGCCGGCGCCCGCGGAAGAGAAGCUCCGGGGGCCUGGCCGCCGUCGCAAGGACAGUGGUGGGGCUGCUCAUGUUCCCACUGUGCUGGUAGAGAAGCGGGGCCGUGGACGCCCGCGGAAGAGCCCGCUGCAAGGUUCCUUGGACAAGGCCACGCAGUCUGCUCAGAUUUCAGUGCUUCCUGCCAAGAGGAAGCGUGCACAGUCUCCGACUACCACCAGAGAGGAUACACCAUUGCAAUCUCCUCGGGCUGUGCUGCCUGGCGAUGAUGAUUAUGUGGCUAACCUUGCGCCAGCACAGGAAGCUGCAUCAUCCGUCCAAGUCAGAGCUGAGGCUGCUAAGCCCCUACGAGCUGACGAAGCUAGGGAUUUUCAGAAUGGAGGUGACGCUACACCUGUGCAGUCUGGGUCGACGCACAAGAGAGGGCGCGGGAGGCCGAGGAAAGAGAAGCCACCAGCAGCUCCAGCAAUGUCUCCUGAAUCAGGCAAUGCUGGGUCAACGGGUGUCAAAAGGGGGCGUGGGAGGCCGAGAAAAGAGAAGCCGUCAGAACCAGCAGUAGUGUCUCCUAUGGCUGGAUCUGUCGCUGCGGCAUCGAGGGGGUUCAAGAGGGGGUGUGGGAGGCCAAGCAUGGUGAGAGCAUUGGCAGCCAAGCCUGCAGCAGCAAUGUCUGCUGAACCUAGCAGGGAGAAACUAGCAGCGGCAGCAAUGCAUGCUGAGACCAGAGGAGACGGCACGGCGUCAGCAGGAACCGAGGCGGGGGGUUGGCUGUUGAAAUCUGAGAAACUAGUAGCAGCAGUAACAGCAGUGUGUGUGAACAGAGGGCAUGGGAGUCUGAGAAAGGAGAAGCCACCAGCAGCAGUGGCAGGAGUGAAGAGAAGCUGUGGGAGGCCGAGGAAAGACCAGUGCAUAACUGGGCUUGUGGAAGCUGCUGCUGUUGAGGAGUUGUUUGGAGGCAUGAUGACAGAAGCAAGCACUAGAGGUGGCAGGCCAAGAAAGAAUAAGCCACCACCAGCAGCUAUGCCUGCUGAAAAGGGAGAUGCUGCGUCCGCGGGAACCGAGGCAGGGCGUGAGCAGUCAAGAAUGGAGAAGCCAUCAGCAGCAAUAUCUCGAGAAACCGGAGAUGGCGCAUCGACGGGAAUCAAGAGACCCCGUGGCAGGCCAAGAAAGAAUAAGCCAGCUGCAGAUAUGCCUGCUGCAAACGGAGAUGCUGCAUCUGCGGGAAUUGAGGCAGGCGGUGGGACUCCAAAAAUGGAUAGGAAUGAAACUAUGGCUGCAGCUAUGUCCGCAGAAAUCGGAGAUGCUGCGUCCGCGGGGAUCGAGGCGUCGGGUGGGACUCCAAGAAUAGAGUCAUCCGCAGCAAGGUCCCCUGAAACUGGAGACGAUGCAUCAACGUGGGUCAAGAGACCGCGUGGCAGGCCAAGAAAGUAUCCAGCGGCACCAAUGUCUGUUGAAACUGGAGGUGUCGUGUCAAUAGGGGUGAAGAGAGGGCAUGGGUGUCCAAGAAAGAAGAAGCAAGCCCCGCCAGUAGAAGGGAAGAGAAGCCGCGGGAGGCCACGUGGAAGAGGCGAGAAGACGCAGUGAGGCAUUCUUUAGGAGAGGCAUGGCAGAAGUUAGUACCAAACAGGCGCAAGUUUUCGAAUAAGCGGGGAAGACACAGAAUGAAGGCAGAGGGAUGUGUGCGCCAGCUUUUGGAGAGAGUGCCCCAAGUUCUCCUGCCGGCGCAAUUGGCUCUGUCGUGGGGUCUGUAAAUCUGUAGCCCAGUGGUGGCAGCAGCACACGCGUGAUGAGGACCUGGAAGGCGUGGUUUUGGUGACGGGAUGCUUUGGAAGUUCUUAUAGAUUGUUGGCUUGGGGAUGAUAACGUUUUUUUCCUUAUUUUAGAGCAACAUGAUUAAUGUAAUAGU